Molecule: messenger RNA, 1149 nt
Organism: Ostrea edulis (European flat oyster)
Lineage: Eukaryota; Metazoa; Mollusca; Bivalvia; Ostreida; Ostreidae
Exons: 2
Coding region: 1-1149 (382 amino acids)
Molecular function (GO): zinc ion binding; nucleic acid binding
Source: RefSeq, a predicted model, not a curated record
AUGCUAUUGUGUAUGGAACCAAAGACCACAAGGUACGUGAAAAAAUGUAUAAAUGAGGGGUCAGAUUUGACACUGGAGAAAACUGUUAAAUUCGCUAGAACGUCUGAACUGUCUAAGCAACAAGUACAGUCCAUGGAGGACAAAUCUGUUAAUGGUAUCUCAGUGAAAGCGAACAGGGGACAGACACAAUACAGGAAACAGAUAUUUCAUGCCAAAAAUGAAAGUGAAAGUACAAAGCAGAAAGUGAAAGAUUGCAGAAACUGUGGUAAGACUCAUGAUUACAAACAAUGCCCUGCUUAUGGUGAAACGUGUAGAAAAUGUGGAAAACUAAAUCACUUUGCUGUAAAGUGUCGGUCAAGCAACAAGCGAACUGGUGCAAGCUCAAAGAAAACUAACAAAGUGAAAACUAUGCAUGCAGUAGACACGUCUGAGGAAGAAUUCUUUAUUGGAACUGUGGAUGUGGGGAGUAUCAGGGUUUAUUACCGGACUCGGAUGCCUACCAGACACUUACACCAUCAAGGUAGAAAAAGAUGUGCAGCCGGUUAUACAUCCCCACGCAAGAUCCCAUUAGCUUUGAAGGACAAGGUCAAGGAUGAGUUGGACCGAAUGGAGCGUGAAGGAGUGAUUGUUAAGCAGCGCGAACCUACUAAAUGGGUCAAUUCCAUGGUAACUGUUACCAAGCCUAAUGGAAAGAUUAGGAUCUGUGUUGAUCCUCGUGACUUGAACCGUGCUAUAUUGCGUGAACAUUUUCCUUUGAAAACAGUAGAGGAAGUAGCAGCAAUGAUGCCUGGAGCCAAAGUUUACAGUAAAUUAGACGCCACAUCUGGAUUUUGGCAGACCAAAAUAGACGAAGAGAGUUCGAAGUUGUGUACAUUCAACUCGUCAUUUGAACGUUAUCGUUUCAUCAGAAUGCCGUUUGGAAUAAAGUCUGCUCCGGAAGUGUUCCAACGUGCUAUUUCCGAGAUGGCCCAGGAUCUUGAUGGAACUGAAGCGAUUAUUGAUGAUAUCAUAUGGGGUACCACGGAGGAAGAACAUAACAGACGAUUAAAAGCGGUACUGGAACGUGCUCGUCAAUUCAACUUGAAGCUCAGUGCAGACAAGUGUGAGAUGAGACGUUCGGAACUUACCUAUGUUGGACAGAUUUACUGA